AUGGAAGUCGUUCACGAUAUCGCUCUACAAGAGCUUGAUGCUCCUUCUCUGAUGCUGGCUCAAAUUCUAUCUAUGCUAAGUUCUGAGGGUGUCCCCAGAGAAAUGCUACUGGUAGAUGCAGAUCACGGUGACCGUUUAUUAGGGUUCCUGGAGUUUGAUGACGAGGCGAGCUUUCAUGAAAUGAUACGACAGUUAAGGGCCAGACAUUUGAUUGACUGUCAAGGUCUCGACAGAGAUCAGCUGUAUCUCAUGCAUAGAUCACUGCAGCUGAGCCUGCUACGAAAGAUGGAUGAAGAAGAGGGGAAGAUUGCAUCAAUAUUCAAUAUGGCCGUGAGCCUUACACGCCGAAUGUUUCCUCGUCAGUCCCCCGUUCAGUUUCCCCAAAAUGACAUUUGGGAAAAGUGCGAAAAAUACUCUCCGCAUGUCAUGAGCAUCAUGAGUACGCAUGCAGCGUCGCCAGCGCCGCCGGAAUGCUCGAUCGAUUAUGCUUUGCUUCUGUCGGACGUCUCCAACUAUUUUUAUGAGCGCAAUAUUUUUGGUGAUGCGCUGGACACCUCGAAUGCGAGUGUCAAAGUCUGUGAACGCUUUGCUGGCCGUCACGAAUCUGUGAGAGCCGACAUACAUACAAUCGCCGCGGCCGUAAGAGAUACUUGUGGAAUCUCUGAGAGACUCAGGACUCUACACCAUUACGUUAUGACUGUUGCUCUACGUCAAGAGCACCUGAAUAAAUCCAACCCUAUUGAUGUAAGCUCAAACGACCUCUGGAACUACGCCAAUGCCUGGGGCAAUAUGACGCCUAUACUACUCGAUUAUGAGUGCUAUGAAGACGUCAUCAUAUAUUCCGACCUUGCCAUUACCAUCAAGAAGAAAUUGCUCGGAUCAGGUCCAGAUUCCGCGAUUGCAUGCUACGAACCACAUCGCAAUAAACAUAUCGCACUUGCGGCUCUAGGACGGUUUGACGAAGCUCAAAAAUGGGAGCCGGAUCCUGACAAUUUCAUGGCGGAUCCCACUUAUAAGGUUAUUAUGAUUAGAUAUUAUUUUUUCCAUGCAAACAUUGCCAUACUCUGCGGGAAUCUCGAUUCAGCCUAUACCACCUUGCAAAUGGUGCUCAGCAUGCGAACUGACACUUUUGGUCCUACUGGACGGAGCACCCUCGAUACCUAUUACUUGCUGGCUAUGCUUGAGUCAAAGAGGCACAACAAUGAGGCUGCUGAAGCGUACCUGAGAAAAGCCUUGGAGAGAACCGAUCAGUGGACGGACGAGGCUGGCGCGCGAGCCAAGUAUCAGCUUGCCAGACUACUAUUGCGUAAAAAGAAGGACGAAAAGACAGAUGAAGAAGCUCGAAAUCUUCUGAAAGAAGCCACUCAAGUACGGGUUGCACGCUGGGAGAAGUAUGCAGGAUACUGGCCGUUUGACGUCCCCUUGCCGGAUGAGGACGCGAUAUACGACCAUAUUGUCCCCGCUGAAGCUGGCCGUCUUGUCAUGACAAAGUCGCUACCAGCAAACACGCUGACCAGGCGGCUCAAUGAUGUGUGUCGCCAUCUUCAGUCUCGUCUUGGGUCUAAAGACGAUCUUUUGCCUCCGAAAGAUCUAGCUGAGCUUUUGAAGACUUCCGGUUCAUUGUUCCACCUUGUCCCUCACAUCCAAGCUUACGCUGUAUGA
Trichoderma harzianum CBS 226.95 is the source of this 1662-nucleotide messenger RNA. RefSeq lists its product as hypothetical. Lineage: Eukaryota; Fungi; Ascomycota; Sordariomycetes; Hypocreales; Hypocreaceae. The record is from RefSeq and is a predicted model, not a curated record. Bases 1 to 1662 code for a protein of 553 amino acids. The transcript has 3 exons. Gene Ontology annotation, molecular function: protein binding.